AUGCUCCCUUCCCUCCUCCUGCUGCUGCUGCUCCCACUGCCCCUCCUGUUCCUCCCCCUGCCUUCCCUCUGCUCUCCGUCCUUGUCUGUGCAGCUCCUGACCCCGUGUCAGAAAAGCACCACCACCACCACCACCACCACCACCAGCACCACCACCUCUACCAGCAGCACCAGCAGCAGUACCUGUCUGAGUCUGCUGGAUGAAAUCCUCCUGCAUGACCUGCUCGGGUUGUCACUGCUCGCAUGCUCGCAAGCUCCUUGCAACGAGCUGCGACGCUACACAGCACGCGGCAUGCAAAGACCGAGGGAGAACAAUCGCAAGUGCUCGAUCCAUUCGCAGCGAUCACAAGGCACAGAGGAUGAUUUGGGAAAGGACAGGAAGGACGGAGCAUCACACACCCGGAUCCAAGGCGUCAGCAUCAUAAACCUGCAAGACACCCCGCGGAUCUGUCUUGACUGCUGUCUUGACUGUCUUCCAUGGAACAAGUUUGUUUCCGACCCGUCGAACUACAUCUACAUCUACUUCUACUACAUCUACAUCUACUCGAGCUGUAUCUACUUCUACUACAUCUACAUCUACAUCUACAUCUACUCGAGCUGUAUCUACUUCUACUACAUCUACAUCUACAUCUACUCGAGCUGUAUCUACUUCUACUACAUCUACAUCUACAUCUACUCGAGCUGCAUCUACAUCUCCUUCCCCUCUCUGCUGCAUCCUCUGUCGUCGCUUCUCGCCAUCUUUCACCCUGCACUGCCUUCCCUACCCCUCAAGCCUCCAUGA
Guillardia theta CCMP2712 is the source of this 780-nucleotide messenger RNA. RefSeq lists its product as hypothetical. Bases 1 to 780 code for a protein of 259 amino acids. The record is from RefSeq and is a predicted model, not a curated record. The transcript is spliced from 4 exons. NCBI's taxonomy places the organism in Eukaryota, Cryptophyceae, Pyrenomonadales, Geminigeraceae.